UAUCACAAAAGGUCCACCGAAGGAUACCCGAUAAAUUUCUGCUACUUUAUCUUCCCCUUCUCUCUCCUUUCCCACAAACCGCGUCUCCGCUUCUCGAGCCCACCCACAAAUCUUCGGAGAAGAGAGAGAGAGAGAGGGGCAGGGCGGCCAGAGGAGGCACGCCUGCCCGGAUCAUAACCAACUGUAGAUGAAAGAAGGGUCUACAAGAAUUAGAUGACAAAUAGCCUGGAAGCUGGCCUGCGUGUUAGGUCUGAGAAGACGAAAGAAUUCGUUUGGAUUCAAAUUUGCCCGCUCAUCAAUCAUGGUUCUUGAUUCAUUAUCAUCGCCUCACAGGAGGUCGCAAAACACAUUCUUUCUGUCAUCUCCUAAGAAGCCUCAAUCAUCUCGUGAUGAUGUUGGUAGUUGGUCUGCCCUGGUUGAGCGGCAUCGCUUUCUCUUGACAACGCUAGUGGUGCUUGCCUUCCUGUGCACCAUAUAUCUUUACUUCGCGGUGACCUUGGGGGCACCACAAGCUUGCUCAGGGUUGGCGGGCGAUGAAAUGACCGUAUGUCAGGAAAAAUCAGCCCUGCAACAUGGAAAGUUGAAAUAUCGCUAACUCCGCUUGACAGUUUACAAUGUGCUUGUGGUCCAAAUUCGUAUAUUCUUUAGUUGUGGAUGCUGAAAGGGCUUGUAUUGAUGCUGCUGUACAUUUUAAUGGAGUGAUAGAGGGGAUUGUAUGUGCUCUGAUGAAACCGUAUAACUGAAUAGGUCCCAUUUUAUUA
Molecule: messenger RNA, 761 nt
Organism: Triticum aestivum (bread wheat)
Lineage: Eukaryota; Viridiplantae; Streptophyta; Magnoliopsida; Poales; Poaceae
Exons: 3
Coding region: 302-595 (97 amino acids)
Source: RefSeq, a predicted model, not a curated record